AUGCCAGAACGCCGACAGGCAACCGCGACGACAGCAACCCACCCACGAACGGGAGUUCGUCGCAACCUAUUCCACCACCAACUCUCCCGGCGACCAACAACUUCCUCUACCUCCACUUCCGCAGAAACACUGCAUUUAGACGCGAACGAGAAUGACGAUAUGGAUAACUCGGAUAUUGUGAUAAGGAAUCAGAAUGGGGAAUUUGAAAUUGGGGAUCCACCGAUGCAAUCUUUUGACGAGAGCGAAGAAGGAGGGGGAGAUACAAUCGACGACGAGAAGGAACGGCAGAGGUUGAAGGAAGCUGUCAAGCAUCAUAGGGAUCGGAAUCGCGCUCCAAGUGAGCCUGCAGAACUCUUGGAAGCUGUAAGGGCAAGUCUCCGUACAAAAGUUAUGAAUUUGGCAGAAGAUAACUGGAUGUAUGAGCCAGAGGAAGAAGCACCUGUUCGGUAG
This is a messenger RNA of Glarea lozoyensis ATCC 20868, 450 nucleotides long. Its product is annotated as UPF0220 protein. The transcript has 3 exons. Bases 1 to 450 code for a protein of 149 amino acids. The record is from RefSeq and is a predicted model, not a curated record. Lineage: Eukaryota; Fungi; Ascomycota; Leotiomycetes; Helotiales; Helotiaceae.